AUGUCUUCUGUGCCCACUAUUGUCACAGAUGAAACUGCCACAUCAGCUCCUGAAAUCACAACCACUGUUGAUAAAGCCUCCUCCCUUGCUUCCACCAACACCACAGAGCAAAGCAAGACACCAGAAAUCCUGACUACACCGCAGGCAGCCUCUGAAGAUACUGAGGAAUUAUACAUUUCACCCACCCCACUUACAGGAGACGGUGGUACCUCAGCUCCAGAAAUCUCUUCCACAGUUCCUGAAUCUUCAACAGAUUAUUUUGUCACAGACGACUUCAUCAUAUCUGACCCAGUCACAGACAGCACUGAGUCAUUGACAACUCUAGCAUUGCCAUCUACACUGAGUAAAGGUCUAGCUCGCUGUGGUGCUUCAUUUGACGAACUCUACAAAGCAUUAAAGAUUGACCUGAAUGCAGAUGCAAACUGUGCCUGGCACAUUCAGAGGAAUGAAAAUCAAACAAUUAGGCUGAUUUUCUCCUAUUUUGAAUUUGCUCCUUCUUCAAGCUGUGAAACAGAAAGUAUUAAGGUAUAUGAUGGUUCCUCAACUAAUUCACCUCUUCUUGGACAAGUAUGUAACGACACUGAUGCGAUCCCAGUAUUUCAAUCAUCUUCAGACAGUUUAACUUUUGUCAUAACAACAAACUCCGAGGAUUUUGAAAGAAGCUUCUUUGUCUAUUACUACUUUGAGUCAGAAAUACAAAUUGAAAGUUGUGGGGGACAAUUAACCGGCCCCAACGGGACACUGACCAGCCCCAACUACCCAGCACCUUACCCUGAAUUUGCAUACUGUGUCUGGCACAUAGAAGCACCAAAAAACUCGAAGAUACAGUUAGAGUUCCAGGAUUUCUUCCUGGAACUAGACCUGAACUGCCGAUUUGACUUCAUAGCAGUCUAUGAUGGCCCCACCACUGACACUGGCUUAAUAGGAAAAGUAUGUGGUCGUUCUCAGCCCACAUUUGAAUCUUCUUCAAAUGUUAUGACAGUUGUGCUGUCUACAGACUAUGCCAACUCCUACAGAGGUUUUUCUGCUUAUUAUACCAGUUCUCCCCUGCCGAGCAAUCCUGUGGAGCCCACAUUGCUUACAUGCUCUUCAGACAGCAUGACAAUUGUUCUGAACAAGACUUACCUGGCCUCCCUUGGAUAUAAUGAAACUCACGUACGGCUGAAUGAUCCAUCUUGCAGUCCAGUCAUCACAGAUCCAGUGAUCUUUUCCUUCCCAUUAGCCAGCUGUGGAACAAUUAAAAAGGAUGAUGGUCACAGCAUCACUUACACCAAUAUCAUAUCUCUCUCUGCAACUGGCAACAUCAUCACCCGUCAGAAGAGCAUACAGAUCAUUGUAAAAUGCAUAAUGGAAAACAAUUCAACCUUGGAAGUCGUUUACAUAACGAAAGAUAACAUAAUCCACAAGACAAUUGCUCUGGGAAGAUACAACGUUAGCAUGUCAUUCUAUGAUUCAGAUUCAUUCUCUGAGCCAAUACAACAGUCCCCGUACUACGUAGACUUAAACCAAACUCUUUUUACUCAAGUCAGUCUUCACUCCACUGACCCAAACCUCCUGGUGUUUAUUGAUACCUGCGUAGCAUCACCAGAACCUGAUUUUGGAUCGCUAACGUAUGACUUAAUCAGAAGUGGCUGCAAUAAAGAUGACACUGUGGAAACCUACCCACUACUGGAACACUAUGCGAGAUUCAAAUUUAACGCCUUCAAGUUCCUGCAGAGCUUUGCAUCCGUUUAUCUCCAGUGUGACAUUCUGAUUUGUGACAGCAACAUCACCAACUCCCGCUGCACCCAAGGCUGCAUCUCCAGGCGAAAAAGAGACAUUUCCUCAUACCUGUGGAAAACCAACACUGUAGUAGGUCCCAUCCGCGUGAAGAGAGACUUCAGGUCUGCCGAUCAUUCAGGUAAGAGGAAUGUGUAAAUGAAGAAUCUGAUUGAGUUACUCUUUGCUGUAAACCUGUUACCUUUUUUCCACUAAUGAAGUGAAUUACUCAAGUUCAAAACUAACACAGCAUCAGAGCAACUGGUUCAAAGUUUGUGUUUUGUGAGAUCACAGAAGUACUUUUCACACAGACCGAUGGCUUUCGGAUCGA
Messenger RNA from Strigops habroptila (Kakapo), 2089 nucleotides. RefSeq names its product CUB and zona pellucida-like domain-containing protein 1. The transcript is spliced from 11 exons. The coding region runs from base 1 to 1917 and encodes 638 amino acids. Lineage: Eukaryota; Metazoa; Chordata; Aves; Psittaciformes; Psittacidae. Gene Ontology annotation, cellular component: cell surface. The record is from RefSeq and is a predicted model, not a curated record.